UGUCAAGACCCAAUGGAACGUGGCCCGAGUGAGGGUGCGUGUGUCUCGGUACGGAUCGCGGCCCGAAUGAGGGCGCGUGUGUCUCGGUACGGAUCGCGGCCCCGUCUGCUUCCUGUCUGUCUCGAUCGUUGCGGGGACGCUCAAGCCGCCCGCUGUCGCUUGCUGGCCGGCCAAAAUACAGCGCGGAACGCCGGCGUCUCCUGCCUGCCCGCCUGGCCGCUGGGAACGAGUGUGGACGAGGGGCCGGAACGUGUGACCUUAGCGGGGCGACGACGGAAUGCCGGCGGUGUCGAAAGGGGACGGAAUGCGCGGCCUGGCCGUCUUCAUCUCCGACAUCAGGAACUGUAAAAGUAAAGAGGCAGAGAUCAAGAGGAUCAACAAGGAACUGGCCAACAUCCGAUCAAAAUUUAAAGGCGACAAGGCUCUCGACGGCUACAGCAAGAAAAAGUAUGUGUGCAAGCUGCUCUUCAUCUUCCUUCUGGGCCACGAUAUCGACUUUGGGCACAUGGAGGCCGUCAACCUGCUCAGCUCCAACAAGUACACGGAGAAACAAAUUGGUUACCUGUUCAUCUCGGUGCUGGUCAACUCCAACAGUGACCUGAUCCGCCUCAUCAACAACGCCAUCAAGAACGACCUGAGGAGCCGCAACCCCACCUUCAUGAACCUGGCGCUUCACUGCAUCGCCAACGUGGGCAGCCGCGAGAUGGCCGAGGCCUUCGCCAACGACAUCCCCCGCAUCCUCGUGGCCGGGGACACCAUGGACAGUGUGAAGCAGAGUGCGGCGCUUUGCCUUCUGCGCCUGAACAGGACGUCACCUGACCUGGUGUGCAUGGGCGAGUGGACGUCCAGGGUGGUCCACCUGCUCAACGACCAGCACCUGGGUGUCGUGACAGCAGCCACCAGCCUCAUCAGCAGGCUGGCCCAAAAGAGUCCGGACGAGUUCAAAACGUCCGUGUCGUUGGCGGUGGCCCGACUCAGCAGGAUUGUGACGUCGGCGUCCAUCGACCUUCAGGACUACACGUACUACUUUGUGGCGGCGCCGUGGCUCUCCGUUAAACUGCUGAGACUGCUGCAGUGCUACCCUCCGCCUGAGGACACGGCGCUGCGAAGUCGCUUGACAGAAUGUGUGGAGACCAUCUUGAACAAAGCCCAGGACCCUCCCAAGUCCAAGAAGGUUCAGCACUCCAACGCCAAGAACGCCGUUCUCUUUGAAGCCAUUUCGCUCAUCAUCCACCAUGACAGUGAGCCCACGCUGCUGGUGCGAGCGUGCAACCAGCUGGGUCAGUUCCUGCAGCACCGUGAGACCAACCUGCGCUACUUGGCCUUGGAGAGCAUGUGCACCCUGGCCAGCUCCGAGUUCUCCCACGAGGCCGUCAAGACGCACAUCGACACCGUCAUUAACGCUCUCAAGACGGAGCGAGACGUGAGCGUUCGCCAGCGUGCGGUGGACCUCCUCUACGCCAUGUGCGACCGCAGCAACGCCAAGCAGAUCGUGGCGGAGAUGCUGAGCUACCUGGAGAACGCCGACUACUCCAUCCGAGAGGAGAUAGUGCUCAAGGUGGCCAUCCUGGCCGAGAAGUACGCGGUGGACUACACCUGGUACGUGGACACCAUCCUCAACCUCAUCCGCCUCGCCGGGGACCACGUGAGCGAGGAGGUGUGGUAUCGCGUCAUCCAGAUCGUCAUCAACAGAGACGACGUGCAGGGCUACGCCGCCAAGACCGUCUUUGAGGCUCUUCAGGCGCCCGCCUGCCACGAGAACCUGGUCAAAGUGGGAGGCUACAUCCUGGGGGAGUUUGGCAACCUGAUUGCUGGAGAUCCGCGCUCCAGCCCGCUGGUCCAGUUCAACCUGCUGCACUCGAAGUUCCACCUGUGCUCGGUGCCUACGCGGGCGCUGCUGCUGUCCGCCUACAUCAAGUUCAUCAACCUGUUCCCGGAGGUGAAGGGCACCAUCCAGGAGGUUCUGCGCUCAGACAGCCAGCUCCGCAACGCCGACGUGGAGCUGCAGCAGAGGGCCGUGGAGUACCUGAGGCUCAGCUGCAUCGCCACCACGGACAUCCUGGCCACCGUCUUGGAAGAAAUGCCUCCUUUUCCAGAGAGGGAGUCUUCCAUCCUGGCUAAGUUGAAGAAGAAGAAGGGACCCGGCAAUCUGCCCGGCAUCGACGACACGCGGCGCAACGUGAACGGCGCUACGGAACACUGCAACGGCGAGAACGGCGACGCCGCCACCACGUCCUCUCCUUCACUGAUGAUGGCGCCUCUCGCCAACAGGCCCCGUCCCGCCCACUCUGUUCCCAUCAUGCUCUCUGCCGGCACGAUGAACUCAGCGCAUCCCUUCAACGACCUGCUCAACCUGAACUCACCCGCCGCCGCCGCCAACUCCAGUCUGCUGGUGGACGUCUUCUCGGACGCCACGCCGGAGCCCGCCUUCGCCUCCCCGCCUGUGCCCGACGUGUCUGACGAGAGUUUCGGCAGGUUUGUGUGUAAGAACAACGGUGUCCUCUAUGAGAAUCACCUUUUGCAGAUUGGCCUGAAGUCCGAGUACCGGCAGAACCUGGGUCGCAUGUACGUGUUCUUUGGCAACAAGACGUCCAGCCAGUUCCUCGGCUUCUCCUCGUGUGUGACCAGUGACGACACACUCCAAACUCAUGUGAACGUCCACGCCAAGGCGGUGGAUCCCGUGAUCGACGGUGGCGCUCAGGUUCAGCAAGUCCUCAACAUCGAAUGCGUGACGGAGUUCACCGACGCCCCUCUACUCAACAUCCAGUUCAGGUACGGCGGCGCAGCACAAAACAUCUCCAUCAAACUCCCCGUGAUGCUCAACAAGUUCUUCCAACCGACGGAGAUGACGACACAAGACUUCUUCCAACGCUGGAAGCAGCUCGGCCUCCCUCAGCAGGAAGUCCAGAAGAUCUUCAAGCCCAAACACCCGAUGGACACUGAAGUGACCAAGGCCAAGAUUUUAGGCUUUGGCGUGGCUCUGCUGGAGGGCGUGGAUCCCAACGCCGCAAACUUUGUCGGAGCUGGCGUGGUUCACACCAAAACCUCUCAGGUGGGAUGUCUUCUCAGGCUGGAGCCCAACACGCAAGCGCAGAUGUAUCGUUUGACUCUGCGGACCAGCCGUGACACCGUGUCUCAAAGACUUUGUGAUCUGCUCUCAGAUCAGUUCUAGAAGCUUCUUUGUACAGUGUAAAGUCUAUUUUUUUUUUUUUCUAAACUAUUUUUGGCACAUACAGUGAGUGCCACCAGAAAGUAUUCACACCCCUUCACGUUUUCUACAUUUUGCUCUGUUACAGACUUAUUCUGCAUUAAGUAUUCACACCCUUUGCUAUGACAUCUGAUUUCCACUGAUCAUCCUUGAGAUGCUUCUAAAACUUGAAUGGUACCCACCUGUGGUAAAUUCAGUCGAUUGAACAUCAUUUGGAAUGGCACACAGCUGUCUACAGUCUAUAAGGUCUCAUAGUUGGCAGUGCAUAUCAGAGCAGAAACCAAGCAAUGACGUCUAAGGAAUUGUCUGCAGGCCUCCGAGACCGGAUUGUGUCGAGGCACAAAUCCGGGGAAGAAUUUCAGCAACAUUGAAGGUCCCGAAAAGCACUGUGGUGGUCCCCAUUAUUCGGAAAUGGAAGAAGUUUGGAACCACCAGGGACCCUUCCUAGAUCUGGCCGUCCGACCGACCUGACUAACCAUUGAAGAAGGGCCUCAGACAGACAGGUGAACAAGAACCCUACGGUCACUAAGGCGGAGCUCCAGUGUUCCCUUGCAGAGGUCGGAGAACCAUCCAGAAGGUCAACCAUUGCUAACGCACUCCACCAAUCAGGCCUUUAUGGUACAGUGGCCACCUUAAGGAUUCUCAGACCUGCAGAAACAAAAUUCUCUGGUCUGGGGAAACGUUUUGGUAUACUUUUUGACCUGAAUUGCAAGUGUCAUAUCUGGAGAAGAAGAGGCACUGCUCAUCACCUGGCUAACACUAUCCCACUAUAACACUAACACUAUAACUUGCUCCAGAGUGCUGUGGAACUCAGACUAGGGCGUCGAUUCACCUUCAAACACGACAAGGACCCAAAUCACCCAGCCAAGAUAACAAAGGAGUGGCUUCAGGAGCAGCCUGCGAUUGUCCUCGAGUGGCCCAGCCAGAGUCCGGACUUGAAUCCGAUCAAACAUCCCUGGAAAGACCUAGAAAUGGCUGUCUACUGGAACUGCCCAUCCAACCUGACUGACCUUGAGAGGAUCUGCAGAGAAGAAUGGGAGAAAAAGCAGGUGUGCCAAGCUCGCAGAGACAUACCCAAGAAGACGUGAGGCUGGGAUUGCUGCAACAAAAUAUUACGCCAAGGGUGUGAAUACUUACGGACCUAUUAUGUUUACAUUUUCAAUAAAUUUGCACACUUGUCUGAAAACGUUUUUACUUUGUCAUUCUGGGAUAUUUUAUAUUUUAAAAGAAAACUAUACUCAAAUCUGCUUUAGAAUAACUACAACAUAGCAAAAUGUGGGGAAAAAAAGUGAAGGGGUGUGAAUACUUUCCGGUGGCAUUGUAGCUUUACGGCCUUUGACUCGCAACUGUCCACUUCUCCAAUGCGCCGACCUGUGGGCUGAGCACACUAUUAAAGUUUUUAUUUUUUUUUAAAAUUCAACUAAGGCUCUUGCCGUCUUGUCCCCAUUUUGCACGUGAGUAUGAUGUUACCAUGGCGACGGUGCUUUUAACACACCGGCGUUGUAGCCACGUUGUUGUUGUUUGCAGACCUUUAAAGCAACACGCGCACACACUUAGUACUGGAGCUCCCAAUGGUGCCUUUUACAUGAAACAAAGCACACUGCCUCACUACUUCUACCUGAAUGCAUUUCACAUGCUAGACACUCGAUGUUUCUAUUUUCUAAUGCUUGUCACUGCCUUAAGAGUGGUUUUGUUUGGAAAUAAACGCUUUCUCCUCUUAAA
Phyllopteryx taeniolatus (common seadragon) is the source of this 4930-nucleotide messenger RNA. RefSeq names its product AP-2 complex subunit alpha-2-like. Bases 278 to 3172 code for a protein of 964 amino acids. NCBI's taxonomy places the organism in Eukaryota, Metazoa, Chordata, Actinopteri, Syngnathiformes, Syngnathidae. Gene Ontology annotation, cellular component: AP-2 adaptor complex; AP-1 adaptor complex; Golgi apparatus. Gene Ontology annotation, molecular function: clathrin-cargo adaptor activity. The record is from RefSeq and is a predicted model, not a curated record. The transcript has 23 exons. Gene Ontology annotation, biological process: intracellular protein transport; clathrin-dependent endocytosis.